Messenger RNA from Tuber melanosporum (Perigord truffle), 725 nucleotides. RefSeq lists its product as uncharacterized. Lineage: Eukaryota; Fungi; Ascomycota; Pezizomycetes; Pezizales; Tuberaceae. The record is from RefSeq and is a predicted model, not a curated record. The transcript is spliced from 2 exons. Bases 75 to 494 code for a protein of 139 amino acids.
GUAUCACCAAAGCAGCAGCUUGAGCGAUAUCUCUUCUUUACAGAGAACUUUCCCUCACCGAGCCAGUCAUUCGAAUGGAGCUUCAUAGCAACGAUACCGAGCAGCAAUUUCUUUCCAAUUCAGAAGUUAUUCGAUCCUCCCCCACUGAGCAGAGUUUCCAGAUCGAAUUGGGUGAACUAUUUGGUACUUCUAAUGGAAACUCUGGUGAAACUAUAUCGGACCAGUCAGAAAUUAAAACGCAAACAUCCGUCAGCAGCAAACCUGGGAGCGGAAAUGACACCGGUGGGCCUCCUGGAGACGCUGGCCCCAGCUCCCCGGACCGAGAACAGCUAGUAUCGGGUACACCUAAACCCAAGGAUCGCAUUUGGGCUUGUUGCGGUGGGGACCAGACUUGUUGUCCCUCAAACGGUGUCUGGCUUGUGGAUAACACCCCUGCCUGUAUGGAUUGCGAGCAUAGGGCGUGUUCCAGGUGUGAAAAGAGGGUCAUGGAGUAAAGGUGAGGCGGCGAGACAGGCAGGGGUUCUGGGCCUGAGAGUUUUUCCUUUUUGUUGUGUUGCCCUUUUUUGUUCGCGCUCUACGCUUUUGAGUUUAUUAUAUUCUAUCACAGUGCUUGUGUUUUUGUUGAGUUAUAACUUAAGAGCGGGCCUCUUCUAGUUUCGUGUAGGCUGUUUUUUUCAAGCUUUCUACGUCUACUACAAUCAAAUCAUUAUGUCGAGUUCCAGGUG